AUCGCUCCGACAAGCCGGGGAGAGGAGGAGAAAAACGCUGGAGCGCAGCGAUGGAGCGCUUUUAAGAGAUAACGGCGGACUCCGCUGACGAAAAUAAGCGAACCGAGUACAUGACCAAAGAAACGGGACCGGCGACGAGAAACGUAACAAUCAUGCAAUUUAAAUACAGACGAAUCUGAGCGAGCCGCCUCUUCUUCAAGGUUACACCGCUUGAAGACGCCCCAGCAUCCCUGUUGUCGCAGAUCAGCUUAGUCGGUUGAUCGUCACCUGGGCGCCGAUCAUGUCCGUGGAGGAGCAGGGCUACCCCGACGCCGCGAUGCUGCUGGAGGCCGGGCCGGAGUGGCUGCGGGCCGAGAUCGAGCGUCUCUCCCGGGAGCUGAGUGAGACCACGAACGAGAAGAUCCAGGCGGCGGAGUACGGGCUGGCGGUGCUGGAGGAGAAGCAGCAGCUCAAGCAGCAGUACGAUGACCUGGAGAUCGAGUACGAAGCCGUCCGACAGGAGCUGGACCAACUGAAAGACGCCUUUGGACAAGCCUACUCUAACCACAGGAAGGUGGCAGCAGAUGGGGAGAGCCGUGAAGAGUCUCUAAUCCAGGAGUCGGCCUGUAAGGAGGCCUACUAUGAGCAGAGGGUCCUGGAGCUGCAGACCGACCUCCGGCAGACACGCAACAUCCUCGCCAACACCCAGUCCGAGAACGAACGCCUUAACACCAUCUCCCAAGACAUGAGAGAGAACAGCCAGAUGGUGGAGCUCCAGAGGAAUCAGCUGCGUGAUGACAUCAAGGAGUACAAGUUCCGGGAGACUCGUCUGCUGCAGGACUACACCGAGCUGGAGGAGGAGAACAUCUCGCUGCAGAAGCAGGUCUCCGUGCUCAAGCAGAGUCAGGUGGAAUUUGAGGGAUUAAAGCAUGAGAUCCGUCGUCUUGAGGAGGACACUCAGUUUCUUAACAGCCAGCUGGAGGACGCCAUCCGUCUGAAAGAGAUCGCCGAUCGUCAGCUAAGUGAGGCUCUGGAGACCAUCAAGACUGAGCGUGAGCUGAAGGCGUCCCUGCGGAAAGAGCUUUCCCACUACAUGAGCAUUGGAGACACUCUGUACCACAGCCCUCUUAGCAUUUCUCUGGAUGGUCUGAAGUUCAGCGACGAUGCUGCCACCGAACCUAACAACGACGAGGCUCUACAUGGAUACGAGAAUGGCUUCACCAAACUGGCCAAUGCCAUCGCCGAUGACGACAACCGCAUCUCCACGCCCAAGAAGGAAGACCUGUUCCGUCCUGCACCCAGCCUCGUCGACGACCUGCUCAGUGAACUUAACAUCUCAGAGAUCCAGAAGCUCAAACAGCAGCUGAUGCAGAUGGAGCGUGAAAAGGUCAACCUGCUGUCCACCCUGCAGGACUCCCAGAAACAGCUAGAGCAGGCUAAUGGUGCUUUGUGCGAGCAUCAGGAGAAGGUCAACCGCCUCACGGAGAACCUCAAUGCUAUCCGCAAGCUCCAAGCCAGCAAGGAGCGUCAGUCUGCCUUGGACAACGAGAAAGAACGUGACAGCCACGAAGACGGAGAUUACUACGAGGUGGACAUCAACGGACCUGAGAUCCUGGAGUGCAAGUACAAGGUUGCUGUGUCUGAGGCAGGAGAGCUGAAGGAGGAACUGAAGACUCUAAAAGCAGAAUACCAGACCUGUCAGUCACGUUACGAAGAGGAGCGCAACCGUCUGGAGAAUGAUGUCACAACACUGGGAGAGAAACUGGCAACCCUGGAGAAGACGAGCUAUGUAGAGAGAGAAGAGAAGGCCAAGCUUGAGAAGGAGCUUCGCAAGUUGAGCGACGUGGCAGGCGAGUCCCAGGGCAGUCUGAGUGUGGCACAGGACGAACUGGUCACCUUCAGCGAAGAACUGGCCACCCUGUACAACCACGUCUGCAUGUGCAACAACGAGACUCCCAACCGCGUCAUGCUUGACUUCUACAAAGAGGGUAAGGGUGGUCGCAGCAGCCCAGAGGGCCGUGGCCGCCGCUCUCCCAUCCUGCUCACCAAAGGCCUCUUCCCUGAGCCUGGUAGGACCGACCUCAGCGAUGGAGCCCCCUCGCCAGUCUCCUCCCUGCCUUCUCCCGUGUCUGACCACCGACGCGAGCCCAUGAACAUCUACAAUCUGGUUGCUAUCAUCAGAGACCAGAUCAAGCACCUGCAGCUGGCUGUGGACCGCACCACAGAGCUGUCUCGCCAGAGGGUCGCCUCUCUGGAGCUUGGCACCGUGGCCGACAAGGACAAGGAAGCCUGCAUGGAGGAGAUCCUCAAAUUGAAAUCCCUGCUCAGCACCAAGCGGGAACAGAUUGCAACUCUGCGGACCGUCCUCAAGGCCAACAAGCAGACAGCUGAAGUUGCUCUGGCCAAUCUGAAGAGCAAGUAUGAGAAUGAAAAGGCCAUGGUGACAGAGACCAUGAUGAAACUGAGGAAUGAGCUCAAAGCUCUGAAGGAAGACGCCGCCACCUUUUCCUCCCUCCGAGCUAUGUUUGCCACACGGUGUGACGAAUAUGUCACCCAGCUGGAUGAGAUGCAGAGGCAGCUGGCUGCAGCAGAGGAUGAGAAGAAGACCCUCAACUCUCUGCUGCGGAUGGCCAUCCAGCAGAAGCUGGCUCUGACACAGCGUCUGGAAGACCUGGAAUUCGAUCACGAGCAGACCCGCCGUGGAGGCACCGCCGGCCGGGCCAAGACACGCAGCAAGGCAGCCAGCAGCACCACCAACAACCCCCAUGUAAGUCAGAGUCUCACCUGCUCUGGCUCCGGCCGACCAGAGCACAACAAUGCCAUGCCCAACGGCAUUCUGGGAGGCCCAGUGGUCUUCUGCAGCGAGAAGUACAAGAUCUACUGCGACUGAGGCGGCUGAAACGUCCGCAUGGGACUGCUGUGUACAGAGGGGAGGGGGCUCACGGGCCGAACCCUCCCUGCCUUAGUGUUAAAGAGCCCCACUCGCUCGCUUAGCUCCCUGACCAGCCUGCGCUCCUCUAGGGACUGCUGUGUGACUAACCAGCUGCUCGUGUAUGCUAGUGUAAACGCUUAGGGGAAUGCAGAUGUAUGUACAGUGUGCACUAGACGUUUGGACUGUAGUAGACAUAUAUGGCAUGUGGGAUUAUAGGGCCCUGGUUAUAUUGGGGGUUAUGUGGAUAUUAUGGAGUGUCUAUUCUUUCCGCUGUCAUGGUGCUGUACGUAUGAUGUAAAAGGUGGCAGCUUCUGUGCUUGUUUAUUGGCCCCCUGAGUGGCUUGCCUGGUGACAUUAACACAUUGUGGGGGUGGAGACUUGUAAAGAUGAUGUCAGUCUGAUGGUCUCACGACUAAAUAUGACAUCCUCUGUCCUUUGGCUUGUCUGUCGGCAUUGGUGCUCCUUUAAUAAAAGCCCCCUUCUCCCCCCUGCCUCUCCGUCCUGGUUCCCCCAGGACGGACCUUUGCCCAGAAGCCCACUUUCUAAUCAAGUCACUCUUUAAUGUUUACAACAAGAAAACUAACUAAAAUAUGCAAGCUCCCCCUGCUUUCUGUCUCGGGGAGCGUAAUAUGAUUCUACACAGAAAUUCAAAACUCAUAAGUGGGUUGAUGGUUUUAUGAUGGAAUUGUUUGGGCAGAAAAGGAGCACCUGUGACCACAGGUGUUUAUUUCAGGAUCAUUUUAAAGCUGUGAUGCUAGCACACCAAUACAAUAGAGUCAGUAGAAUCGCAUGGCUUUGCAGCUGAAAACGCUUUUUAAACUGUUUUUCUGUUGUCAGGUGUGUGGUAUAAGACAAACUCAUGUACUACAGGGCUCUACAUUGUGAAAAGAGACGUUAAUUGGUGUCUGGUGAAAUAUAGGAGGGCUAUCUACUCCAUGUGACCCAUUAUGUUGCGAUGGAUUUUUUCAGAGCCAUAUUGCAAGAAAGAAGGAAAGUUUGACAAAUCGAUCUCCACAUCUAAAUUAAGUGCACUUCAGCAUAGGUGCCUCAGGUUCCUACUUCUGUUAAAAUGGAUAUAAUGAUUACUGUGAACAGAGAUACAAUAUAGUUUUGAUCAAAGAUGGUUUUUUAAAAUCCUAGAAGAGCACAAAUCAAAAACGUACUCACAUCUGGAUAAUAAAUCUGCAAACAAAACCAACCGACUACUCGGCAAAAGUGCCUGUCGACCCAAACACUUGAUAUGUUUAUCUAUCUGUUGAUGUAAAGCCCUGUCCUCGUGUCUCUGCUUGAGCUAACGCUCUUCUUUUCCUUUUCUCUCCCCAUCCUCUGUCUCCCCGCGCUAUUUCUGGGAGAUUGCUGAGAGCUCUGAAAUAAUUUCUGUGUGGUUAUGUGGCUGAAAUCCCUUUCCUUAUGUCUCUAAUCUGUGUCUGUUUGCUCGGUCGCUAUGACGACCUUCUCUCUCAUAGAUUGUCAGCAGCUUGCUCCCCCAGCAUCACCACUCACCCUUUAACUAGAAUGAGGAAUUGUGGGGAAAAUUGCCCUCUGAAUAUUUUUGUCAGGUAACGUCCUCGCAUACGUUGUGUUUCUGAAUUUUGCCUGUGUGUAUAUCUCAGUGUUGAAGUGAAGGGCCCUCAUGUGUGUACUCUGUUUGUAACCAUUGCAAAUAGAGGGCCUGUCACUUCUUUUCCUUUGUUUGGUGUGUGAGGACAAAAGAACGUACUGUUUUAGUAUUGACGAUAGCUUUAACCCCUUGCAAGCUAGCAUUACGCAAAUAGUAAAAAUAGAAGUGGGGCUUGUGUUUAUAAAAUCCAUGUACUGCUUGUGGAUCAUAGACACAUUAGCUUUAUGAUGCUAAAAGCAGGGUUGAUAUGAGGAAAUCCUGCAAGGUUUAUAAAAAAUUUUGCAUUUUUUACUACUACCUAGCUAUAUAUUAAACUCUAUAUUCUUAAUGCGACCAUAUUCAGGUUAUAAUCUUGCAGGAUCCAACUACAGUAUUCGUUCCUCUUAAGUACAAAUGAAAAGGAACAACGUCAGCGGUCAACCCUGCUUGUGCGAGCAUCCAUAAGCCACAGCACACAGCAUGGAGACAAGGUUAUUGUACACAUUAGGGGAAAAAGAAAAAAAAAAGCAGCCUCCUCAGAGGUCAGUCACUCUUAUGUUUCAAAAUCACUUAACUUACAGGUGCGAUAUAUUCUGUUUCUAUCAGUUUGCGCUGACGGAGAAAAGGUUUGGGGAGUAGAGCAGGGAGAACUACUCAUGUUGUAAAGCAGCUCCUGAGAGAGGAGAUAAGAAAAGCUAGACAUGCUGGUGAAGAAAGCCAGAUGUGUGGCUGAGAGCUGAUGUUGUGGAGAAAUGAGUCCAGGAUUUUCCUAAAGGGGAGAAAAUCUUGGUGAUAUUUGGAGGAUUAAAAAAAAAACUGAAGGCUGGUUGCUCAAUCAACCAGAAGACAUUGAUUCAAAUUAGCUGAGCCUCCGGACCCUUUUCCCUUGUAUAGGCUCCGUGGAUUCACAGAGCAGUAGGUAGUUCCCAGAAUGUGAUUGUGAUUAGAAUUCCCAUUUUCUAGAUAGAUGAAUUCCCACUUCGCUCCAACUAGUUUGAAAUCAAUGUCUGACUUAUCCGGUGUCAUUACAAUAUGCCACCUAAAAAGCUCCUCCUACCUCUGCCUGCGGGCUCCUCCCAUGUCACCUUUAAGUUUUCCUUCUCACGAUGCAUCUUGUUUCUGAUUUGUCGAAAGCCUGCAUGUCGAAAACAUAACACGUUUUUUUUCAUUACCUUGCAUGGCAUUAUGAGAAAGACCCAUGUCCUUUGAACUGGGUGUUGGGAUGUGGCUUCAUCUCUGUCCUGUGAAUGAAAGGUCGUGGUACUUGUGAGUCAUUGGCUUCCUAACUGCACCCGCAGGAUAAUUUGUGGUGAAUGCGCUUCCACAUCAGCUCCUCAAAAACAUAUCGACAGCGCUGAUGUGACACAACAGCUCCUGACGUAACACUGUUUGGCUUCGAGCGCCCCUAACAUCGCCGUCCGAUGCUUUGACUAACUGUGGCCACCAUCUACUCCGUCUGUGUGGACUCAGCCGCUGACCUUGCAAACAGUCGUUCUCGGAUGACCAACUAUGCUAACGAUGCUGAUCAUUUGUUUGUUUCUCCAUUUUGCAGUAAUUACAGUAAUUCCGCACGGACGACGAAGCACCAACACAAGGUCCAUUCUCGCAGCCGAUUGGGUUCGCCGAAAAGAGUUAGCGCUAUAUUUUAUUUGGACUUGAAGACAAAAACAAAACAACCAAGCUUAGCUAAACAGCUAAGUGGAAAUCGCUAAAUGAAAACACUGAUUUUUCAGUCAAUUCAGUGGCCCUUGCUUUUGAACACUAAAAUGUGAAGCGUAUUACAAUGACACUUGGCCUCAUUUCUGCGUGCAGCUGCCGGAAGCCAAUUUCUCACAAAUCCAGUGAACUUGACAUUCUGAAACAGAUUGUGAUUGGCUAAUCUAACCGUCCAAUGAGAAGCCAGGGGAUGUGUGGUUGUUUCUCAAUGUAAAUCAACAGGUUCUUUUGUUGGGUUUCAUCUUUUUUUUAAAAUUUUAGUUUAUUGUUUUCUUAAUCUGUGCACUUUCAUUAUAUAGGAUAUAACAUACUAUUAUUGUUAACCUCUAGGAAAGCAUGGUAGUACUAUGGUUUGUGAGUUAUCCAAUAUAGGUUAUAAGACUAUAGGAUAAAACGUCCUCCUGAACUUUCUGAAUACAAAUAUGAGAUAAUGUGUACUCAAGUAAAGGCUCUACAAACCACAAACGUACUAUUAUGACUCUGUCCUCAAGAUUUUAUCCAUCAAAUAAUCAUUCUUCAAAUGUUUUGUUACAUCGUAUGUUAUGCUGUUGGUUUUCUGUUAUGUUUGUUCUACUGCCAUGUUCUAUACAAAAAAAAAAAAAAUCCAGGGUGAUCAAAUUCUGGGGUUUUUUCAUGUAUUUAUUAUUCCUAGGAAUAGUUCAAAAUGACACAAUGAAACUUGACAACGCUCUGACUCAAAUAGGUAAGUUGUGUGUUGGGAAAAAUUUGAGAGACGUGAUAUGCUUUUCCUAGCUUCUUACCGAGGGCGUUCCACUGAAACGGGAUCACUGAUUUUCAGAAUUCUCUACAAGUGCAACGAUUAAAUUCCAAAUUGGAAUUGUUUCAUUCUCUCUUCGUUUAUCGUGCCAUAUCUUGGUACACCGUUUAGGUUGAAAAGAAUAAAGAUGACAAGAAAGAAGACAAGCCGUCACUGAGAAAGGUGUAGUUCGGGCCAUGGUGCUCCCCUGUGAGCGCCGGGGUUUUGUUUUUGGUUUGUUUAGUUCUUCGUUUCUGACCAGUAGUGCCUUUCAUUGUUUCAAGGGAGAAUCUUAGACUAGUGUUUUAUGUUUUGUUUUUUUAUAGGUGAGGACUUUGGGUUCAAAAUGACUGUGAGCAGCAAUAAGCGCAAAGGGAAUUUAACCCCUUUCUGCAUGAGUGAGAUAAUAGUUUUGAAAUUAGCUCAAUAAAAUUGAAAUUGUAUUGAAUUCUGCAAGUCAGUGAUCCAUUCAAUAAAUUCAGGGGUAUUAAGAAAAGGUUGUUUUUUGUUUUUUUUUAUCAAACUUUGGGAACCAAAAGAAAUCCCUUUGGCCUCCUGUUAUUGAACAAAAUGCUCCAAGCAUCUGUAAUGUGUUGGGGUAGAUCAGUGUACUAUUGGAAACAUCUACGUAUCUCUAGCUUUGUUUGGUGAAGGUAAUGUGAUAUCAAUAGUAUUGUUGAAAAAAUGUGCAGAGAGUGCAUUUUCUCUUUCUUUUUGUCCAAUUUGAGUUUUGUUUGUUUUUUUUAUUAUUAUUAUUAUUGAAUCUUUUUUUUUUUUUUUUUUACAUCAUCUUUGAGCAUUAUGUUUUCAGGAAACAGAAAACAAAAUCUGCAUCAACAAGCUUGAAUAGUGCCAUUACAGCCAAUGCUUGUUUGUUGAGGCGUUAAAGUUACCAAUAUGGAUAAGAAGCUAAAACAUAAAAGUGCAAUUUCAAAUACUGUUUUACAUUUUAACAAAAACAACAAAGUUUUCUGUUUGCUGGAAGCGAUAGCAUUGUGAUAAUAAAAUUAGCUGUGCAAACUUUAUAUUGUCAUAUUGUGUUUCAGUAUUGAUCCAUAAUGAGAGUUUGAUAUCUUUAUAUGAAAUAACGACUUCACCUGUACGUUGGUAUUUAUUUGAAUUGUCAUGCAGUACUGUAUUCUUAUCAAUAAUGUGCAUUAUGAUUAGUGGCAUAUUGAUUACGGCUAAAUGUCAUAUGCAUGUUUCUCAGUCAUGGGACCUUUACACAGAGUUGAAAACAAACAUGUAAACUUUUGUCAGGGUGUUUAAAAAAAAAAAAAAACUAGGGAAAAAAUUAAGUCUGAUGUAUUACUGCUGAACUAAUCCUCUGAAAGUGUUUUGUUUGUUUUCUAGCUGAGAGGUGGUAUGUCUGUGUAAGGGUAGUCAUACUGGCUAAAAUCAAUAAACGUGACUUAAGUUCCAA
Molecule: messenger RNA, 8407 nt
Organism: Amphiprion ocellaris (clown anemonefish)
Lineage: Eukaryota; Metazoa; Chordata; Actinopteri; Pomacentridae
Product: protein bicaudal D homolog 2-like
Exons: 10
Coding region: 281-2869 (862 amino acids)
Biological process (GO): microtubule anchoring at microtubule organizing center; regulation of microtubule cytoskeleton organization; protein localization to organelle
Cellular component (GO): Golgi apparatus; cytosol
Molecular function (GO): dynein complex binding; cytoskeletal adaptor activity; dynactin binding
Source: RefSeq, a predicted model, not a curated record